CUACGUUGUGGGAAGGAAUCAUGGGAACACGGAAGUAUGGUUUUUAACACCAACAGAUCAGUUCAGCAGAUAUCGUGAACGUUAAAUAUAAUACGCAGGGCAGUCUGCAUUGGCACAGAGGAGAUGGUGAAAGGCAAAUUCUUCUACGCUGUGAGGAAAGGAUUCAACCCUGGAGUUUACCAAACUUGGGAUGAAUGUAAAAGCCAAGUUGACAAGUUCCCAUAUGCCAGCUACAAGAAGUUUGGUGCAGAAAAGGAUGCCUGGGCUUUCGUCAGAAGCAAAGCAACGUCGAUAACUCCAGACAUGUCAGAGGGAGCCAGCUAUGAGGCAACACUCCCAAGAAGGGCCCCGGAGGCCCUUGAGUAUAUUCCCAUUGGUCAGAAGAGGCACUAUGAUCACGUGGAGGAGGAGGUGGUGUCCCCUGCCAAACGAGCUAAACUGUCCCAGGAGGCAUCUCAAGACAGCUGCACAUCUUCAAAGAGCUCUGAUGGAUUCACCUACAUGGGUGAUGCAGUGGUGGUGUACACAGACGGUUGCUGUUCAGGCAAUGGGAAGGCCGGAGCCCGAGCUGGGAUCGGGGUGUACUGGGGACGUGACCAUCCUCUGAAUGUAGCUGAUCCGCUGGAUGGAAGACAGACCAACCAGAGAGCAGAAUUACAGGCAGCCUGUAAAGCCUUGGAGCAGGCCAAAGAGAUGGACAUCAAGAAGUUGGUGCUCUAUACAGACAGCAAGUUCACCAUUAACGGGGUCACCAGCUGGGUGAAGAACUGGAAGCUGAACAACUGGAGGCUCAAAUCUGGUGGUCCCGUCAUCAACAAAGAGGACUUUGAAAAACUUGACAAGUUAAAUGAAGAGCUGGAGGUUGUAUGGUUGCACAUCCCAGGCCACGCUGGGUACCUAGGAAACGAGGAGGCUGACAGGCUGUCCAGAGAGGGAGCAGCAAAACGCUUACAUUAGCCUUUCAAGAUAAUCUAACAGCCCUAACGUCAUAUUGACUUCUCUUGG
Messenger RNA from Coregonus clupeaformis (lake whitefish), 1005 nucleotides. RefSeq names its product ribonuclease H1. Gene Ontology annotation, biological process: DNA replication, removal of RNA primer. The transcript is spliced from 9 exons. NCBI's taxonomy places the organism in Eukaryota, Metazoa, Chordata, Actinopteri, Salmoniformes, Salmonidae. Gene Ontology annotation, molecular function: magnesium ion binding; nucleic acid binding; RNA-DNA hybrid ribonuclease activity. The record is from RefSeq and is a predicted model, not a curated record. The coding region runs from base 124 to 957 and encodes 277 amino acids.